Molecule: messenger RNA, 939 nt
Organism: Cyclocybe aegerita
Lineage: Eukaryota; Fungi; Basidiomycota; Agaricomycetes; Agaricales; Hemipholiotaceae
Source: the annotation of a GenBank genome assembly
AUGGGCUACUCACUUUGUGUCUUAGGAUGCGGUACUAUGGGUGUUGCGGUUUUGUCAGGUGUCCUUGACAGCCUCAAUAGCAGUUCAAAAAUAUCAAAUGGCUUCCACAAGUGGGAGUCCCAUACGCCUGGAACUCUGACACCCAUUGGACCUCCGGACGCAACUGUCCCUAGUCGCUUCCUUGCCUGCGUCAGCCGAGAAGAAACAGCUCGUAAGCUGGAAAAGAUAUUUGGGUCUCUUGGUCAGCUGGGGUCGAGCGUUGAGGUUUUCGCCUCCAAGAAUGUUGAAGCCGUGCAGGACUCAGAUGUCGUGCUCCUUUGCUGCAAACCGCAAAUCGUCCAUGCUAUCCUCAACGAACCCGGCAUGAAAGAAGCUCUGGAGGGCAAGCUUCUCAUCAGCAUUUUGGCUGGUGUUACGAUGAGCCAAAUCACGAACUGGGUGUUGCCCUCUACCAGAGUCGUCCGUGCGAUGCCAAAUACCCCCUGCAAGAUCCGCGAGGGCAUGACCGUUGUCUCCAACCUUCCGCCCUCUGUUCAUGCAGAGACCGAUCGAGCUGUCAUUCUAAAGAUCUUUUCCUCCAUUGGACGGUGUCGCUUCCUGGAGGAGAAACACUUCGACGCUUGCACUGCGCUGUCAGGCUCUGGCCCCGCGUUCGCGUGCAUAUUUAUGGAGGCGAUGGCAGAUGGAGGUGUUAUGAUGGGUCUUCCGCGAGCAGAGGCUUUGGAGCUGGCAGCCCAAACGCUGCAAGGGGCAGCUCGUAUGGUACUUCAAGGAAACACUCAUCCAGCGCAGCUAAAGGAUUCGGUCACGACUCCAGGAGGGUGUACGAUAGCGGGUCUGCUGGCGUUGGAGGAUGGCCGAGUCCGCUCGACCAUUGCUCGGGGAAUUCAAAUUGCCACCGAGCGUGCUAGCGAACUCGGACAGCCAGUGAAGAAGUGA